AUGCAUCCUGUCCAGUGGUGUAGCGGUAAGUGUCUGGAGGUUGUUUACUCCUUUUGUUUGCACUUUGAAAUCAUAUAAGGAGUGAUGACAACCACUGGAUUGAUGUUGAUGAGAGAUUUGAAGUCGAGUUUUCUUUUUUUGGCUGCUGUCAUCCUAUCCUUUGAGCUUUAAGUGACAAUAUCUAUAUGAGAGGAUAUGGAUAAACACAUUGCUACAACUAUAUCCUGAUUGAAUGGAAGCACAUUUGAAGCAUACUUUGCUUUUUUCACUAUUUUACGCAAUCAGGCUAGAUUUUACAAAAUUAACAUCAGGAUGCUUCAAAUUAGAGAUUGACAUCAUUGGGGCGAUGUUGACUGAGUAAUUACACAAAGUUUGAGGUGGGUUCAUUCACUCGUAGACUAAGACAGUUUUGUGACCAAGUGCCCCCCUGCUGGCCACCAGAGAGAACACACAUUUAAGGCUACUCCUCGCUGGCUUUGCUCCAGCAGUGCCAAAAAAGUGGCCAAUGGCAUGCCAUGCCAUAUGGUGGUUAAAUCAGCCAUGAAUGCUGGUAGCUCUGUAGUGUGUAGCACGGCCAAGAGGGCCACCAGCUUGGCACCCCACUACUGUUUUUGGUUUGAAUAACAACAGAAGAGAGGCAAGGAUGAGGCAAAGUUUGACUUUAUGGUUAACAAGAGAAACUUUUGCGCUGUUCUGAUUAUGGCACACCUAACAAGGUUGUUGCUUUGUAAAUUAUGCCAUAAGUUUCUCUUGACAAAGACCAUCCUGCUCUCUAACACCAGUCAAAUGUAUCACUCAUGGUGUUUCUUUGCUGUUGAUAGUGUAAAAAAAAAGGCUGUAUUGGCCUUUAAUCACUUGCCCUGACAUCUACCCACUUUACCAGCAUUAGCACAACUGAAAAACAGCAACACAUAAAAAAUCCUUUUUCUUGUUGAUGUUCUUGUUUGAUUGUAAAGUUGCAUAUUGGUAUCAACUUCGCUUUGUUAUACAAUCGGAUAAAAGAUAACAACUAAAACUAAAUUUAAAAAACUAAAUCAAGGACUCAGAUAGAUAAGGCAUAACAAGAUUUGUUGCACAUUCCAUGAUAAUCCUGCACACCAGUAAAGAAGUCAAAGUAAUGUGGCUGUGUCUGGUGGUUGACCUGACUCGCCACUGUAACAGUCAUUAGCAUGUUUACAUCAUAACGUACCACCAAACACUAAUGCAUAUCAUAAAUAAACCUGUCAGUGAAUGUCAGAGCCUGAUUCACACUUUUGUACUGAACCUGUCACCAUAGGCUUAUAUAGCCCUGUACCUUUGCGAAGGCCUGCACACAUCUCCUCUAAAAUGUGGCUACCCGUUGAAACAAUGCAUGUCCUGUGAUUUGUUCUUUGGGUAGUGUUAUAUUUCUUGCAUUAACAACAUUUCAGAAAUCCCUACCUACACUGAUUUAGCGGCCUCACAUGCCAUCUCCUUCAUUGUCUUUUGAUCUUUGCAAGUAUUUCAAUAUGAUCGAUAUCUCAAAAUCCCCAUGGUUUCCUGUGCAAAAACAAGUACACUAAGUAGCAGAACUGGAAAUUGUCAAUAUUAUUGGCACAGAAAUAGGACUGCUACCAAGUGUUAAGGUUUGGUAUUACAGAGUCAUGCAGAUGCUACAAUUUUAUCACUUCAUGCGUCAACAGAAUGAAGUGUUCAGUGUAGGUGUUGUUCAGGGUCAGUGCAUAAGAAUGAACCAGGCUGAACUCAUGGCCAUAUAGAAAGCAACAGGUUAUCUAUUCAAAGCAUUUCCUCUAUGCAAAGCUUUCUUUGGAAUGGGAUUCCAUUUUAUUUAGUAGCCAUUAUAUUACUGAGGCUCAUUAUAGUGGCUUUCCUGUUAGCCUCGCCACCUGCUUGACCAAAGUAUUUUUGUGGACAUAGAAUAGAAAGCUUUGUGAACAGUGAACAAACAAAUAAGACCAACGAUUUAAACAAUCAUAAGACAACAUAAUGGAGAUCUCAAACAAACAUACUUUCAAAACAUAUGUACUGGCAUCACUAUGCUGGGUUUAAAUUUGCAGUAGGGGCAAAAUAUGUGAGGUAACAUCCAGGCAGAAUACCAUUAAGGAGUCUGGCAAAUGCCACUGGCCCCCAUUGGUAUGGGGUAUGCCAAAUACUCCUGAUGUACUGCACGUGACAAACCAUUGGCCACUUUUCAAUCUUUUUUUCACUCUUCAGCUUUUUAAACCCAGCAUUUUUCCCUCUUCAUAUCAAGUUUCAGUCAUUAACAGCUGUUUUUUAUCGUAGCUGGCUGAAGUGAUCCAUUCCAAAGUUUAAAAACCUUUGACACAUAUUCGUCAUUUAGAUCUCAAUAUAUACAUAACCCCGGCUAAGACAUAUCAGAAUUUCCCUGCAAGUUACAUCAAACUGUGUGAUGUGACUUUUUGAUUUCUGUACUAGAUAGCUGCAGUUCAAAUGCAAAAUUUACUCACGAAUGAAGUUAUACUAUCUGUGUAUUGCAGAAGAUAGGCUGAAUGCAUGCCAAAAUACAUCACUUGUUAAAUUUUAUCUGCAAGUUAAAGACAUGACCAAGGAGAACCAUUCAUUUUGCAUGAUUUAUAUAAAGACAUAACAACAAAUACAGUUUUAUAACCUCAUUUUAAGACAGUUUUAUCAGAUGUCUUCCAAACAAAACACAUCCAACCAAAGCUUGUGUUUUCUUGGGUACAGUCCUGUCCAGACUGCAUACAUUUGCCAGCCUUUCAGGUCUCCACUAUCAAUGAUUUACUAACACUGUGCUUAGAUUACAGCUGCCUUCUCCUUCACCCAAACCCUACCUUACUCCACUCCACCUUCACUGUAACACUCAAAGACUGCUCUCUCCUGCUGUGACCUCAACCCACUGCAAAGACUGAUUUUUGAACCAGGAAGGUAGACACUGAGGUAUUAGAGCGAAGAGAACUUCUGCAUUUUAUGGCUCGUGUUUCAUUUUAAGCGCCUCAGGAAGGAAAAUACUUCUUUCGAUUUAAAGCCCAAACUCCAGUAAAUAACAAUGUAACUUAGGCCAAGAAGUACUGUAAGUGGAACAAAUUCCUGAGUGACGCAGCAUUGGUAGUAUAAAAGUUCACCUGAAAGUGCUCUCAGACUUGGGAGAUUUUGAUAGUAAAGAGCAGAAGAAACAAAACCCAAAGUUCAUCAUUAAUAGACUCUUUCUUUGAGUUGGUGCCUAAUUACUUUAGAUUUAUGCCAUGAAGAUUUGAAAUUACAGUAUGUGUAUUGCAGGUGGAGCUUUUGCACAAAGCCACUUACAAAGAGAGCAUUCAUACCAUGUAGGAACAAGAGCUGGAUAUGAUCCAAUGUUUGGAGAGUUUCCCUUGUAGACCAAUAACUAAAAGCAUGCCCUGUACACUUGGCCUGAAUUAUUUCAUAAGCUGGGACACUCUGUACAUACAUUAUACAAGUUAAAAGUUUAUGAAGUCGACUUUUGUUCAAAUGCCACAAAAAGACGCCAAAAGUUAUUCCACUCGCACACAAUCGUUAACCUCCAUUGAUUAUUUUUCUUAUUGCACCAUCUUUACACUCAUGUCUUACCUUUCACCGCUUUUUACCUCCCACAGUGAAAGCAAUAAUACACUGCAAUCUGACACACAAGGCUCCACACAUGCAGUGUGGAGCAGCAGCAUGUGUGUCAGGUCUUACUCAUACACACAAAGGUCCUAAAAUCCAGCCCACGGCCUCACUAUAGGAGGUGGACCAAGACAAAGUAGAGGACUGCCAGGCAGAGUGAUGUAUGAUGGGAUAUGUUUGAAAACAACAGUGACUGGAGUCUGAGAACAGAAAAUAUAUGUAACAAACCCACUAUGAAAGACUUCAAGGGCCUGACUCUGUUCGACCUUUUGGUUGACUAAGAGUGAAAGCGAUGACUAUCAACCAGGCUGUCUUUAUUUGAAGAGCAGCAUGGACAGUUAUUGACUUUGUGACCUGAAAAAGCUCUAAACCCAACAUUGACUUAUUUACUUAUCAUUGAGUCGUCAUAGAGAACCUGUUAGACAGUCGGGCUUGUUUACAAAUCCAGAGCACAUGAACAUAAUGAGCUUAAAAAAUGAAGACAUGCAUGCUUAAAACUCCUCAGUCCCUAUUUAUUAAAUAGCCUAUGGGUAUACUUAGACAUCAGGGUGCAGCAGGAAAUAUUCAGGAAAAUUCAUGACGAGUGUGAAGGUGUGGUGAUGACAUUUAGAUCAUAUUGUAACUGCGAGUGACACAACAGAAAGAAUGAAAAACAUCUUAAGUAGAAGUAGAAUCACUGUCAAGACAAAAGCAGCAAUCAGUACAUUCACGUGCAUGAAAUGUUGGAUAAAGCUUCUGAAACUAAAGUACUUCCUUUCAGCUAGUUACUACUUUGCUGUUUCCAGGCUGACCUGUUUGUCAUGUACCAAAACAAUCGACAAACACAUAAGCAAGAGCUGACAACGUUAUACAUGGAAAAAUGAAAAUGCGGAUAACCUCACAGAUCUGUACUCCUUAUACAUACAAUGCAACGGCUUUAUCUUUUUUAUGUCACUUCUUUUUCUGUUUGGAUUUGUUUACUACUUGGUGUGAACUUCUCGUUCAACGCUCGGUGUGUGAACUCAAACCCUCAAGUCAGUUUAAGACCAAUGUAAAUGUUAAAGAGGAAAUUGACCCCGAUCCACAAUACCUUAGUAUGUCAGUCUGACCAUGAGAAGUUAGAUAAACCAGUCAGGCGAAUGCGUUCACACAGAUUUCAAAGGGCAGUUUUAUUCAGGACAAUUCAAUCAGUAGAUUUUUUGAACAGCACGAUGUCGGCACAUCUUUGUUUACAGACACCAUUGAUAUAAAUGCAAAAACUGUAAUAAUGGUGUAGGUCCCGGUCAAAUUAACAAAUAAUGAAUUAGUUGAUUACCAACAUUGAGAAAAAAAAUUAGCAAAUGUAUUGAGAUUAUUAUCCCAACAUUGAAGUAAGACCUCUCUACAUUUGCUGGUGUUGAGAAUGAAUCACUGUUGUUGUGGAGAUCAAUCAGAAUCAGGUUUUUCACAGCCAGGUAAUAAGAGACAGAUGUACAGUAGUUUAAUCUCUUGUUUAUACAAGGAGUUUUACAGAGCUUUAAUCCAACCUGAACCUCAUUCUCUGUAACAAGUUGAAGAGCUGAUGUAAACUGUCAAACCAGUUUUGUGUAUGUAGGUCAGUAGGAGUUGAGUAGGAGUUUGAGUAACAAGUGGCAGAAAGAGUUAUUAAGUAGCUCUGUAAUCAAAUUACUAAUAUGAAUAAGUAAUAAAUCACAUGGCAGCAUGUCUUGAAACAUUUAAUGGAUUCACAUUCUUUACAAACUAUGUUUUAAACAACAUUAACCCACUUAAUGUGGAGCCUCGUCCAUUUUUCUUUGUGACCUCCUCUGAGUUUCCAAAUGUCACAUGAUGUAAACCACAUUCCUGACAUUACAGUCAACUGACUGCAGCUUUGUCCGCUGAAACCAUGCACGUAAAGAAAAUGGAAAUACUCACAUUUAUACGAUCAUUUGCAAACAUGAGUGUGCGUUUGCAUUAGGAUCAAUAUUUAUCUCCAUGAGAGCAUUGUUCUUUGUGUGAGGACAAAGAUGAUGAAAAACAUGUCUGGUUCAGGCAUCAAUAACUCAGUUUAAUGAAAAUAUCAUGUGCUGAAAUGAUGCAAUGUAAAGAGAAGCUGUUUUUAUUGUCUUGGUGUUAUGAGAAGCUGUUUUUCUUGUCUUAAUGAUUAUUGUUUGCAGCAGUGGUGUAUUCAGGCUGUUAGAGGCGCUGGGGGCACCAUCUGUAUGCCAUGACGCACUGGUGCUCGUAUGUUAUGAAGAACAACAUUUUGAGCAUCAAACACUUAAUUUCCUGCAUCCUGGUGAAGAAUUGUGCAACAAUUUGUGGACGAAGUUCAAUAUUGAAAUAGGAAAACACCAAAAUCACACACAUUGUGAACACACGAUACUUCCUGUAUACAGCUCACAUUUUUCUCAGGCUCACUUGAACAACUUUCGGCUACUUACUGCGGAUGGAUUCAACAUGACGUGUGAUCUGCUCCUCUCUGGUGCUGCUGUUGUUAUGCUAUUGUUAACAGUUGUCUAACUAUUAGUAUAGUUUUUAUAUUAUAAUAUAUAAAAAGAUUAUAUAUUGAUUACCAUUGUAUAACAGUUAUCCAACUGUUAGGCCAAUCAGGAUCAAGUAUUUACUGCAGCCAAGUGAUUAGUAAGAAGGCCGACGUUGAAGAAAUGAUAUGGAUUCAACUGACCAUUUCCAUACUCGAAAACAGAAAGACUUUGUAGAGUAACGUACAAACAUUCACAAACCCUCAAAAAACAACCUAAAAAUAUUCCCUGAUAGAAGAAUUGAUGGAGUGCCUCCUGUUUUGUUUUAUAUACGAUGAAAACACCCAGAGAGCAAUUUCUUUACAUUUUAAACUCCAUAGUUGCAUUUGUUUAGAAUUAAUACACCUUUAGAUCGAGCAGAGGGUACUUUUUUUACAUCUUAUACACCAAAAGAACAAACAGUGAGCACCUCUUUUAUAAUUCCUGCACAGGAAAAGCAUCGCUGGGGCACUUUGUUUACAAUAUUUUCACUGGAAGAGCAUCCAGAAGGCACUUUGUUUACAUGCUUCCCAUUGCAUGGGCAAGAGCUGGUGUAUUAUUUUUUUAUGUUCUCUCAUCGGAAAGGCAUCAAAGAGGGCACUUUUGCAGCAUUUUUAAGAGCACAGGGGGGAGAGGGGGCGCUCCUCUUUCCCUUCUGCUUUUGUAUUGUGUGGCAAGUUUGGAUUGAAUUUUUAUCUUCAGCCUUUGAUAAGUGUGCAGCCUUUUACUAGUAUAAAUGCAUAUACGUAUAUAGACAGGUCUAAGUGCAUUUUGUUAGCACAUUGUUCAAAGAGCUCUUUAUGCUUCCAAGAGCACAAAUUUGAAGAUAUUUACAUCUUCUCGUUUCUCUGUAAUCAUUAGAUUUCAGGUGCUAUGGAUGCAUAUUUUCUUCCUCUAAAUUUAAUCAUGUGUUUUCGCUGCAUUAAUGCAAUUUCUUUUACCUCUGUGUGACCCUUGUUCCCGUUUCUCAUCUUCUCAGGGUGUCUGUGUGAUCUUGGAUUUCAGAACGUCGACCCAUACUGCAAGAUGUCAUCUGAAGAGCUCUUCCACCUCCCGCUCAAUGUCUACAUCAUCGUCCUGGGCAUCGGACUCUUCAUCCUCAUGCUCAGCCUCAUCUUCUGCUGCUACCUGUUCAGGUACAACAAUGAAGCUGUAUCAGAGCUCUUUAUGCAGCAGACUGUUUGAGCCUGAAGCAUAAAAUCGUUCAGUCAGAUUCACUGAAUUAUUUUACUUUAUCUCCUGAGUCUGUCAAAAGGUCAGCCUCAUGCUUGCCCAGAAGUUCCUGCUUUGAAUCUCUAAAAGUUAACUCUUGAAUAUUUAUUUUUCUUUCCUUUUGUCUCGUCCUCCUUAACUUAAGCUUCUUAGCUGGUUCGAGCUGUAGAGAAAGAGAGCAGGAGCUCUGUGCAGUUGCUGUUAUUGAAUACAAUGUCCGAAAUACCGUAACUGGUAUCAAUACUUAAAGCUCAGUUUAAAUAUGAUUGACCUUAAAUUUUGGAGUAAACCUUUCCAGCACAAAAACAUAUAGAUUUUUAUCUGUCAAAAUCAUACAACCAAUUCACUAACUACUGUGAAAUGCACAGCUAAGUGAAACUAGCAGUAAUAUCCUGUUAUUACUUUUUACUAUAGCUAAAAACUUAAAGGGUUAAUUCAGAAUUCUUAAAACGGCAUAUUAUUACUCACAUAUUUUCAGGCCUCUUGCUGCAGGGUGAUUCUUGGGGCAAACACACCUAUUUGUACUCAAAGUGAACAGACUGAAAAUCCUCUUUUCUUUUCUACUGAGCACAAACAGCAGCUUUAAUUCUCACUCAAAAGCAAACAGAAGAAAAUCCUGGUUUGGAAAAAAAAGGAGACCAUGUUUACUGAGGCAAAAAUAAACACUUAGUAUUUUUUUUUUUGUCCUGCGGUGAGUCUGUUGAAAUUGUUUGGUGUCAUUUUGUUUGGUUUUGUCACAAUCAGCCAUUUGAAACUACAGCCAACUGAAGAUACACCGACUUCAUAAUAAUUCUAUCAUUUUUUUAAUGGUUGUGGAUAAUGGAUAACUUCCAAACUCUCUACGGAUUUGACUCUUACAUCAAACUAAACUGAUAUAUUCAUGUAAUCUGUCAAUGCAAGGACCCUUUAUUAUUAUACUAUAACAUGGAAACAUCUGGUGCAUUGUCUGCCAUUUGACAAAUCUCCAAGGUUCAAGUGAAGUCUGCUGUAAGCUCAUACACACAGGUUGUAAUUAUGUCAGCGUCUGCAGCAAACCUGCAGGAUUUCUGGAAAAACCUGCUCCUGUGUGCACCUUAGCGGAGCAUAUAUUCAGCUGCAAAAGAUACAACUGGAAACAGUGGACACAGGUGGAUAUAUGCAUGAAUAUGUCUUGAACAUCGGUAAUUGGCCCUUAAGAGUUAGUCUUACUUUAAUGAGCCACCAAAGGUUAUCUUAAUAUCAAUUUUUAUUAAGUGCAUGUUUUGUUUUACUCAAAUUUGUACAAUUUUAAGACUGCGGUCCAUGGUGAACGAGCACUUAUGCAUUCUUCACGAAAUAAACCAACGAUCUAAAAGGCAAAACAAACUAUACAAGCAAACAAAAAAACCCCGUCAAAGGCGGUCAUAGAGCAGGAUACAAAUGUAGAGAUCUAUCUGUGGAGACCAAGUCUAAAGAGAGCAAAAUGAUCCCUGGAUUUAAGUAUAGGGUGUUUUUUAGUCAGUCUUCAUUUUCCUAACUGCUCCAUGCUUUUGAGCUCCUUUACUUCAAGAGGUUUUUCUUUCUGAAUCACACUAUUCUAUUUUAUGAAAUCUAAGGGAUUAGUUCUUACCACCCUUUUAUAAUGUGCUUUAAGGCUACAUAAUAUCCUGCAUAACUUUGCUCUCCUCCAGUGUCAAACAAUGAAUGAAAUAGAUGCAACUGCUUGUUUUGGCAUGUUUGUUCUUUGGGACAGCCAUCCAGUAAAGACCACUCAGCCUUCCUCUGAACCGACCAAACCUCUUAAAGCAUCAGUUAUCUUAAAACUUGGUUUUUCUGAUCAGACUACACCCCCAUGAUCUGUGUGAGGAAAUAUCCUCUCAGUCAUCAGAGAUCUCAGACAAUGGCACGUUCGACAGAGUGUUUCAGCUCGUCUCGUGCUGAGCGUACUUUCACAGGCUCUUACUUGACUCUGGCAUUGUGUGGAUUCCUGGGCUGUUUGAAUCUCAGCUGAUUCAUGCAGCAUGACAGGACCUGUCCCAAACAAGACAGAUAUGGAGCCACCGAGCUGGCAGUACAAAUUUUAUAACAUAAAUCACAGCAGCAUGAUUAGUUUGCUUUUUUUUUGUGCUUUCAGACUGAGGCGACAAGGCACCAGAGAGCAGUACGGAUACAAUGAGGUAAUGUGUACAUUUUAAAUUACAGUGUCUUUUUAUCCAGACUGAGUUCAUCUAUUUUUUUGACGCACAUUAAGACAAGCUUUUUCUCAUCAACAGGUUGUUUUGAAAGGAGCGGGGAAGAAGCUGAGCCUCCUUGGAGUAAGUUGAACAGUUAAAUGUGAAAAGAUGAGCUAUGAUGGUCGAGGGUUACUGCAAUCAAUCAAUCAAUCAAUCAAUCAAUCAGUAACGCUUUAUUUGUAUAGCACCUUUCAUGUAGACAAAAUGUAGUUCAAAGACCUUUACAGUGAUCGAAAACAUGAAAAAAAGGUGAGAAAACACAGAGUAUAUAAACAUAGUCAUAGGUUUACAGGAAGAGACUAAUGCACACCAACAGCAAUAAAACAGAAGUAAAACAAUAAUAAAGUUGAAAUAAAAAGAAGUUUAAAAUAGAUAAAAGCAUUAAGAUAGUGUUAAAAGUAAGUAGUAAUAAAAUGAGGAUAGUUAAAUAUAAAUAAAUACUAAAACAACAUCAGUAGUUCUCUGAUUCACGGCUUUUCUGCACAUAUUUUUGCACAAGUUCAGCAAAUAACGAACAAUGACUCAAACAUGACCGACAGACAUUCAUUUUACUGAGUGCCAAAACAAAAAUACAUGACAUAUUUAUCGGUAAGAAGAACAUAAAAAUUUGAGUAUACUCCAUCUAUCUAUGUGCUAAACAGAUGGCAGGUCAAAGGUCACUCAGCUUAUGAUCUAAAUUGACAUAGUCUUUGAGGUGGUCUCAGGGAGGUUAAGCAGGUACCUUAUUGGAAAUGCAGAAUUAAGCUGAUUUUUAGCAAACCUUCUGAGAGCGACAGAGGUGCUGGGUUGGGCCUUCAGCUUCAAACAGCGACAGUAUGCCCAUCUGUCAGUCAGUCAGCCAUGUCCCCAUGCAAAUACAUGUUUAACUUCUAGGUUUUACCUUUGAGGAAUAGUUGUGUUUGAAAAAAUCAAUGCCUGUGUAGUAGCAACAAAAGAGAUAAACAGUCUAAAACUUUAUCUUUUAACCAUAAUUCUCAUUUCUGCUGUAAAAAUGGGCGUCUUGCCAUAGAGGCAAAUAAAGGGGGGUUUAUUAGCCAGCCUCCAUUAAACACUUGUUGUUUUUUUUUACCUCUGCAUUGGAGCCAUUUUUUUAGCACCAGAAGCUGCAGCUUGGUUCAUAUUGAUGAAUUAAUUAAAUAUUCACAUCUUACUCUGACUGUACUCCAAAAUCAUCACAAGAAUACAACAGAAAGUAAAAGUUAACAACAGGCAUUGUUUUUCUUUUCUUCACAUCAGUCAGCAUUAAUCUCAGAUGGACUUACUAGAAUUUAAGGGUUAUUGCUUUCCUUUAACUAGACUAACAGCCAAAGCAGGAUAUUCCAUAGACUUAUAGAAACUGACUGAACAGUGAUUUUGACUUUUGUUUCGGUCUUGUGGUUAAAUUUCAAAAGUCUGCUGACUGAAAAUCGUUAAAGUCACUGGCCUGUGUUUCCUUCUUUUCAGCAAACGUGUGCAGUGUGUUUAGAAGAGUUUCGCAGCAGGGACGAGCUCGGAGUUUGUCCAUGUUCACACGCUUUUCACAAAAAGUAAGUUUUACUGCAUGGAUUGAUUAUCAUCUAUCUGCUGUCUGUGCAUCUCAAUUGAAUGGAAAGAUUUUUCGAUGUGAUUUUGGUCUCUGCAGGUCCUUUUGAAAAAUGAAGUGUAAAACGUUUUAACAUAGUGACCUUUUUCUUUUUUCACUCAAUGUUUAAGGAGCCUAUUAAACAGCUCUUUAAAAUGACUAAAAAUAAAUAAAUGAAUAAUGAAGUGUGCCAAUCAGGCUUAGUCUGAGCCAUAAUCUACACCAUACUCACCUGAAAAACUUUGAAAAAUGCAGUAGUUCAAGAUAUUAAGCAAGCCUAUCUUCUUAUUCCCUCCAGCGUAGUGCUUUUUGGCCACACCCCCUGAAUUUUCAAAAUAAAAGUUCUUGUGCAUCGAUUGUUGUUGAAUUAAACAGUUACCGCAAUCAUGCUAAUGAAUCAAAACAAGAUUUCUUUAAACUGGAUAAGUCAGUUUGCUGCGAUCCGUUUUAAAAUGUUUAAACUCCUUUCUAGCUGUAUAUUUAAUUUGUAGAAGUCGGUGUAGUUUUCUUGUGGUUUACACCUUUUUUGUGCAUAAGGCCUGGUGAAUGGGAAAGUCAAAAUUAGCCGCUGAUGUAGUUUGAAAUAGAAGAAGCCCUAAUCGGUAACACUAACAUCUGAAAAUCUACAAAUUUUCUAGUUUUUAAAUGGAUUGCAGAAAACUUGCUCACCAAAACGCCUGUGACUCCAUCUUUAAAAUAUUUUGUGAAUUUGUACGUUUGACCCUGUGAACUUACUUUUGCAACACCCAGGUAUGAGACGAGCGGACAUGAGAUGGGAGGCUCCAAGGCUUCAGCUGUACCCAACUCAAAAUAAGACCUGAACUGCUUGUAAUGAGUAAAAAGAGAUAAAUAAAAAGCCUUGAAAAGUUUUUUUUCUUAUUUGAUUAGCAGAUUCUUUAUAAUUAUGACAAGCCACUCAGGUUCUAUAAUUAGUUUAUUAUAUUUUACAAGAAAUAAGACGACAAACUCACUAAGAUUCAAGGUUCUUGCAGAGACUUUUUGAUAUGGCAUCUGUGUUAUCACAGCCUUUCUGUACUUGCCAUCUUCAGACAUUACACCCUGUGGCUGACUGCAGUUGUUUGAUGUCUUUGAUAACAACUCCUUCAACAGAAAGAUCUUGUCAGAGCUCUGCCUUGCUCGUUCCUGAACUUGUCCCACUGUCAUGCAACUUUGCUGCAGUGACCCUGUCUCCUCAUCCUUCAUUUCCCUGGCAUGCAAUGGCUGAAUUUUGUCAUGCAGAUUAGCACUAACACCACAAACACAGAUAAACCCUGAAAAUUUGACAAUCCCACUUUUUUGGCAUUAUUUCAAGACAAAACCCUGUCCAAUAUCCAGGUCAGUACUUGUAUUAAACUCGUAAAGGUUGCACAAGAUUGAACAUUUGACUUAUUUGCAAAAACACCCCACUGUUUCUACAAGUUAAAGUCAAAUGAAAAGCCAUUUGUCAGCUGUUUUUAUAAAUUUGUUUUCAUGCAAUCAAGCUGAUUUUAUUGAUUCAUGUUUUAAUGUUUAAGAACAGCCUGAGUGUCUGCAGCUCCGUGGUUAGUGGCUCCAAACACCUCCCUCCAAAAGCCACAAGAACAUAAUCCUGGCCUUGAUGUCUUCAUAUUUCGACUUCUCCAUGAGCCAAAAUGUUGACUAACCAGCCCAGAGGAAUGAGUCAUAAAUUCCUCCUCGUGAUUGAUUCCUGCCUCUGAGUUCACAGCUGGAGCAAACAGAGAAAAAGUGAAUUUUAGAGAAGUUGAGCAACUUUUUUGCUGAGAAGGAUGAGUAAAUUCCUGAUGACAUAUAUGUCUUUGCAUGUGUGAACAUGAGAAUGCUUUCAGCAGCUGAGACCUGGUUUACCCUGCAGCGAAGGUGUGAUAUUAACAACAAAGCUUUUGGACCGGUUUGUCUUCCUCACUCUCUCUGUUGGAGCUUCUGUAUCCUGAUUCCUGAAGUUUCAGCAGAGACCCGCUUGCAUAAGUGAGUUUACAGUGUCCUACUUCCAAAUGAUAAAACAACUCAUUUGUCUCUGUGUUUUUUUUCCCCCUAGGUGUCUGCUUAAGUGGUUAGAGAUCCGCAGCGUCUGCCCCAUGUGCAACAAACCCAUAUGUCGCCUCCAGCCUGACCCCCCACAAGCACCUGAGCGGCCACAGAGUCUCCUGGAGGUCUGA
Xyrichtys novacula (pearly razorfish) is the source of this 13183-nucleotide messenger RNA. The record is from the annotation of a GenBank genome assembly. NCBI's taxonomy places the organism in Eukaryota, Metazoa, Chordata, Actinopteri, Labriformes, Labridae.